GCACUUGUAUUUUUAGACGAUCGACCAGUUUGACGUGCUGUUGGUUAUCCUGUUUUUUACUUGAAGUCAGCAGGCGCUUUGGCUACUGAGAACAGAAGGACGUUCUUCGACCUGGCAGGUUGGGAUCUUGGUUUCCUUCGGUCUCGUCCAGUUGCGCUCUUGAUUUCUUUUUUAUCGCAUUUGCAUGCAUUUUGAGUUGUUCUUUGCUUGUUUGAGGAGCUAAAGUACUCAUCUUAUGCCCGGUGAGCGUGUGGUGGACGAGUUCGUCUUCGCCGUCCAUCGUGAAGUGAAAGGUUCGAUUGUUCUGUACGCCGGCCUCAACGGCACGCGCGAGAAUCCAUGAACCAUCUGUCACGCUUCAGCUUUCAAAAGCGUUGGCCUCCGAAGCAAGGUGGCAGCCGUUGUCCCUUCACGAAGCGUAUCUGCGCAUCCCAACAGAAACCCGUGUUACAGGAGUCUCGAAGAGGCUUCAGCGGCGUCGCUCUGGACUCAAGCACGUUACGGUUUGCGGCCGCUUGAAGAUCGUCGGCACCAACCGCAGCUUAUUUGCUGGCGAUUCUGCUGCUGGAACAUCAUGGACUCUCCACGAACGGCUCUGAAGCUGGCUCGUUUCUGCCCGUCACCCCCCGGUGAACAGCUUCAGACGGACAAGCGGAACAAGCUGACAUUCAACAACUUCUACAAGACAAAGCUGUGUCCCUGGUACAUCAAAGGUUCUUGUCACUGGGGUGCAAGCUGCAACUACGCGCACACGUUGUCGGAACAACGAGAAGCCGUGGACCUUACCAAGACGAAGCUGUGCCCGACUUGGCUGCGCCACAGUGUUUGCCGCAACCCAAAAUGUCGUUACGCUCACCACUACAGCGAGUUGCGCGCGACCACUGACGUCUUCAAAACGUCCCUUUGCUCCUUUUUCGUCAAAGGAAUCUCUUGUCCCAUGGAAAACAGGUGCCGUUUCGCUCAUGGAGUUCACGAGCUUCGUCUCCGCGCUAAAGAAGGGCAUCAAAACGGAUCUGCAUACCUCAACCAAAAAGCAGCACAAGCAAGAGCCGCCAUGGCUGCCGCGAGCGCUGCUGCCGCUGCUGCUCGUGCAGCUGCAAAAGCGAAGGCAGCGGCAGAAGCCAAGGCCGCUGCAGCUGCAGCCAUUGCUGGUCUCGCAGAAGCCUCAAACAGCGGUUGCCGAGCAGAAUCUCUUUCCUCGCCUCCGGUUGCUCAGGUCCUGGUUCCAGUGCGAGAAGGAGGCCAUGUGCCUCUCAGUUGCGCCGUCCUUACAAGCGGAUCUUCAGCACAGCCGACUGCAGACAACCAUUUGACGCAUCGCCAGCCUACAACAGGUGUCCUCACACUUGACAAGAAAAGUGGAACCUGGCGGCCGGAGAUGUCGGCACAUGCUCCGGAGUUUGUGUCGAGACUCUCUGUGACACCUUUGUAUCCCCUUUUGCUCAGCGCCAACGCAUCGGCUCCUUCGUUUGGAGGGACUGGGCUUGAAGGAACGAUCGAGCUUCUUCUUCAGUCCCUCCAGUGUCAGUCAGGAGACCUCUCUGGUAACAAUUCUCUGGGCAGCAUGACGAGGCCCAUCACACCUGGGAACCAAACUGCUUUUGUUUCUAGAGAAUCAGGACAAGGAAACUCUUUCAAUCCUCGGGCGACUCCGUUCAGCCCACGAGAAUGGUGCAGAAAACAUGGGAACGGAUAUCAAGUUUCAGGCGACUCACUGUUCCCUCCCGGUGUCGAACCGGCCUCCGACAAUCCUCUGAGCGCGCUUGAUUUUUCCAGUCUGCUCUCCACAGUUGCCAUGGCGAUAGCAGCGUCUCCCCCGGGUGACAUGAAAACGGAUAUGCCGAUGGAAGCUUUCUUGCCAGCUUCGGCCGGGGAAAUCGCUUCUACCCAUACGCUCUCAACUUCAUGGAACCCGACUGGUUCUCAGGUGCCUUGUUCUGCUCACCUCCCUCACGGACUCUUGAGGUCGGCGGAUGCGUCACUUUCUUCUGACGGUCAGACCACUGCAACAGGCGGAGAGGAGUCGUCCUUUCCUCUUGCAUCUAUGGUCUCAAGCCCAUCUGAGGGCACAGGGGAAAACGGGACCCAAUCGCGGACAGACAGUAACGCCGUGAACCUUAAAGUGUGCCUCCAGAUGCAGACCACGGAUGAGACCGAAGGACCUAGUCCCGCGGCGGAAAGGCUCGAUGCAGCAGGGACGUUGCUCCUUGCCACCGCAGACGGUAUUCCAGCAGAGGAGAGUUCCGGCAACAGCGCAUUAACGGCCCCAUCGAAGAUGGCAGGGUCGAUAUCUUCUCUAGAAUCUCUUCAUCCAGUGACUGGCUCCCGGCAAACAACCGCCGCAGGCAUAGACUAUGAGUGAACAGUUACCCUUGCUAGCCAGGAGCUGCGAUAGAAGGGAAAGAGAAAUGGACAGUAUUUCAUUUUUCGAAAAACGUCUGGAUCCAGGAUGCAAGGGCGUAGUCUCGAGGAUCCCUGCAGGGGAGGAGUCGUCCAAAGAAGGUUGGAACAGCGGUGGAAUUGCUCGCAAGGGCAUAGUUUCACGCCGUGUACACUUAGUGCCCACACGUUUCAUAGUGCACAGCUGUCGAUCGUCAUUAUCGCAAAUACAAGUAAACUGUCGCAUAUCCAUGUACAUAGUCGUUUAUAAAAGCUGACCAGGUGUUUUUUUGCUGGCGUUUCAUGACCUUUGUGAAGUAUCGAAAGGUAACUGGGACGUCGUGUUGUGUUCCAAAAUGUUGAUUGUACCCGACGUGGGCAUUGCUUUUAUCAGAACUAAAUACUAUUGCCUUCCACGCACCUUCAUCGAGAGUUGCCACAGACGGAAAGCUUCAUGAGCAAAACCCCAAUCGAAUCACAGCCACCUGAAAUCGGUGUUUUCUACGCUGCACUGUUGGCAGUUGGUCUUGCUUCCCGCGACUGACUCGAGCUUUGCACUGAGGUAUGGCUACACACGGAUACGCGGUGACAUAAACCAAAGCGAUUAGGAGCUAUUGCCUCUCAUCUGAACCACUAUGUAAUGCCAGGUGACUACCGACACGUGUAUCAAGCUGUUGUUCCCAUGAUGGUGCAGCAGGUAGCGUGUCGGAUAGGGGUGCUCGAAACGUCGUUUUUGGAACGCUGCGCCCGGCAUUAUGUGAAGACUACCAAAG
Toxoplasma gondii ME49 is the source of this 3152-nucleotide messenger RNA. RefSeq names its product zinc finger (CCCH type) motif-containing protein. The record is from RefSeq and is a predicted model, not a curated record. NCBI's taxonomy places the organism in Eukaryota, Apicomplexa, Conoidasida, Eucoccidiorida, Sarcocystidae. Gene Ontology annotation, molecular function: metal ion binding. Bases 575 to 2362 code for a protein of 595 amino acids. The transcript is spliced from 4 exons.